Molecule: messenger RNA, 2026 nt
Organism: Glycine soja
Lineage: Eukaryota; Viridiplantae; Streptophyta; Magnoliopsida; Fabales; Fabaceae
Product: probable alkaline/neutral invertase F
Exons: 5
Coding region: 213-1934 (573 amino acids)
Biological process (GO): sucrose catabolic process
Molecular function (GO): endo-alpha-N-acetylgalactosaminidase activity; sucrose alpha-glucosidase activity
Source: RefSeq, a predicted model, not a curated record
AAAAAAUAUCUCCCAACUUCUGGGGGUUAGUUUUUCUCAUCUUCUUUAUUUCUAUGCAAUUUAAAAUGAUUAUCUCAUUUGACCCAUUGAGCCCUCUUUGCCAUGCAUCAUGUUUAAUUUCGAGUUUGUGUUCCUACACUAAACAUUUUGGAGCUUGCAUCAUGCCUAAGUGAUUUUGAGCAAGACAAUUGGAAGUGCUAAUAUUUUGGAAGAUGUCUUUGUUUCCGACCGAUAGGUCUCACAAUGGGAGUUUUAAGAGCCCAGAAGCACUAGUUAGUGUGUCAGAAACGGAGGAAUUUGAUUUCUCAAAAGCAUUAGAUAGGCCAAGGGCUUUGAAUAUAGAGAGACAAAGAUCAUGUGAUGAAAGAUCAAUGAGUGAACUAUCCAUAGGCUUUUCUCCACGUCAAUUGGCCACAAAAGUUGAUAGUUCAUCUCGCCUGGGAGACCUUCUUGAUCAUCUACAUUCUCCUCUGCCAAAGUCAGGUAUUAAUACUCCAAGAUCAGUGACAUUGGAUCCACAAAUUCCACCUCCAUUAACAUUAGAAGCUUGGGAAGAGCUGAGACGUUCCUUGGUAUAUUUUCGUGGUCAGCCAGUUGGUACAAUUGCUGCUUUGGAUAAUUCUGAUGAGAAACUUAAUUAUGAUCAGGUAUUUAUAAGAGACUUUGUCCCAAGUGCUUUGGCUUUUCUGAUGCAUGGGGAAACAGACAUUGUUAAAAAUUUUCUUUUAAAGACCCUUCGCCUUCAAUCAUGGGAGAAAAAGAUUGACAGAUUCCAGCUAGCAGAAGGGGUGAUGCCUGCUAGUUUUAAAGUAUUCCAUGAUCCAGUUAGAAAUCAUGAGACCCUGAUAGCAGAUUUUGGUGAAAGUGCAAUAGGCAGGGUUGCUCCAGUUGAUUCUGGAUUUUGGUGGAUUAUAUUGCUUCGCGCAUACACAAAGGCUACAGGAGACCCUUCUUUGGCUGAACGGCCUGAAUGUCAAAAGGGUAUGCGCUUGAUCCUGAGUUUAUGCCUGUCAGAGGGGUUUGACACGUUUCCAACUUUACUAUGUGCUGAUGGAUGCUGCAUGAUUGAUCGAAGAAUGGGUGUUUAUGGGUAUCCAAUUGAAAUUCAAGCAUUGUUCUUCAUGGCUUUAAGAUGUGCCUUGCAAUUGCUUAAGCAAGACAUGGAAGGGAAAGAGUUCGUGGAGCGAAUUGUGAAACGGUUGCAUGCCUUAAGCUAUCAUAUGAGGAGCUACUUUUGGUUGGAUUUGAAGCAACUUAAUGAUGUAUACCGCUUCAAAACAGAAGAGUACUCGCAUACUGCAGUGAACAAGUUCAAUGUGAUUCCUGAUUCAUUACCAGAUUGGAUAUUUGAUUUCAUGCCUCAUCAUGGUGGAUACUUUGUUGGGAAUGUGAGCCCGGCUAGGAUGGAUUUCCGGUGGUUUUGCCUGGGCAAUUGCAUUGCAAUCUUGUCGUGCAUGGCAACUCCUGAGCAGUCAAUUGCAAUCAUGGAUCUAAUUGAAUCACGAUGGGACGAAUUAAUUGGGGAGAUGCCUGUCAAAGUUUGUUAUCCAGCAAUUGAAAGCCAUGAAUGGAGGCUAGUAACAGGAUGUGACCCUAAAAAUACUAGAUGGAGUUACCACAACGGGGGAUCCUGGCCUGUUCUAUUAUGGCUUCUGGCUGCGGCAUCGAUCAAGACUGGGAGGCCCCAAAUUGCAAGACGUGCCCUUAACAUUGCAGAGAGCAAAUUGCUGAAGGACAACUGGCCCGAAUACUAUGAUGGAACGACGGGCCGAUAUGUUGGAAAGCAGGCCCGUAAGUUCCAGACCUGGUCCAUUGCUGGUUACUUGUCUGCUAGGAUGAUGCUCGAUGAUCCAUCCCAUUUAGGUCUUGUUGCUCUCGAAGAAGACAAACACCUCCAGCCUUUGCUCAAGAGAUCAACUUCCUCCACUUUCUGACUCACUUUUUUUUCUUCAAUGGCAAUGAUAAAAAGAUAAAAAUGUCACGGAAAUCAAGCUUUCUAGUUUCUAUUUUACAUUUAUUGUGUUUA